Syngnathoides biaculeatus (alligator pipefish) is the source of this 5998-nucleotide messenger RNA. Its product is annotated as TRIO and F-actin-binding protein-like. The coding region runs from base 2398 to 5982 and encodes 1194 amino acids. Lineage: Eukaryota; Metazoa; Chordata; Actinopteri; Syngnathiformes; Syngnathidae. Gene Ontology annotation, molecular function: actin filament binding. The record is from RefSeq and is a predicted model, not a curated record. The transcript has 22 exons. Gene Ontology annotation, cellular component: actin cytoskeleton. Gene Ontology annotation, biological process: positive regulation of substrate adhesion-dependent cell spreading; actin filament organization.
CGAACAAACUUAAUGUUGCCCAAGACAGGAAGUUGUGAUGACGUAAGAGAAGGCGGGAACAUUAUCACCCACGAAUUCCGGUUAGCCUCAAGACGCUAAAAGAAGCUAACACUGCUAGCCUCAUAAAGCAGGUCGUACUUUGAGGUUGUACAAUGUUAAUCUGCACUCCCUCAGCGUGCUUUAAGGUGUUUAAUGAUCCCCAACAGUUGGAUUUUGCUAUAAGACAAGCGUACAACUAAAGUGAUGACCUUCAUUUCAUCUGUAUUACAAAUAUACACAUUGUUUUGGAAAACGACAGAAUAAUGUGAACGGGCAAGCUAGCAAUAGCGUUUGCUCAAGUGAGGGAUUUACCUUCAAAUCACGAUUAAUUCCACUCAUACAUCAUAGCACACACACGGACAGCUAGAAAAUGAGUAGCUCCAUGCGUGCGUCAUAGCACACUGCCAUCAAGAGGCCAAGGCGCGUAGAGCAGGAACAGGACUAUUGAAAAAGACGCUUCUCUUCCUGACUUACAGUUUAUCAGUCUCUGUUCUCCCUUUCCAAGUUGGUAGUGAAGGCUGGGACGGGCAGUUCCAACCAUGAAAGUAUUGCUGCUGGACUGGGAUGCGGUGGGAGCUCAGGCAGGUUUGUGUGAUACCAAAAUGGGAGAGGUGAAGUUGCUGGGUUCUGGAUCCACGCACGAGCGCUGGUCCCGAUCGAUAUCAGCCUUCGGGCGACGAGGCUGCGGGUUGUAUCAGGGUUAGGAGUGCUGUGUUGCCGUUUGACCUCUCUGCUGAGGUAACACUGGGAUGGAGAGCUCGUCCGCAUCCUCGUCGUGGCGCAUACUGGACUACAGUAGAACCUCAUUUGAGAGGCUUGUGAUGACUGUGAAGUGAAACUCUGCACUCACCUUUUGAUGACAAGAGACAACUGUGUAGAUAGAGAUGACUACUUUAUCUUGCAAGAGGCAACCCUUCACAUUAAGACUGCUGAAAUCCACUGCUUGUCUAUGUAAAAUCAUGGGGAUGUCAAAAGAAAUCUGUUUCAUCCUUGGGUGCAAUUACCAGAUGCCUGAAGGUGCCAAUGUGCAGAGGUGCUGAAACAAUUAUACGCAACUAUAAAAACCUUGGGAAUGUCCACCCAUCGUACCACACAGGAAGGAUGGGUUGAUGUGUCCAUGAGAUGAGCAGGGUUUGGUCUGUAAAGUUCAUAUCUGUCAUGGUCCAGGGCUGGACCUGUCCCAGCAUACCGGCGCUGAUCAGGAGGCACACACCUGCGCCUCAUCCUCGUUGAUUAACUCCUGUAUUUAAAGGACUCAGGGGGUGACUGGUCUUCGCCAGAUCGUCGCAACUCAUGCCCCGUUCCUGCACUCCCGUAUUCUUGAUCGUAUGCCGACCUCCACUUGUCCUCCAACCGACCCCGUAACCUUGACGUCUUUGAUACUCCAGCCUUCUCUGAUUGAUCUCCCAUGUACCAACCCCUGCCUGCCGCGGACCUGCUCUCUACGCCCGACGUCCUGACUACCGCUGGUCCACUUGACUGUCUGCCUGAUCCCCGACUUUGGACCGAAUCAACACUUUUCCGAAACUGCCUCUGCGUCUCCGGAGUCCUGGAUUUGGGUCCUCCUCCGUACCGAUGGGUCGUGACAAUAGCAACCCAAAAACAAGAGCAAAGACCUUGUGAAGAUGCUAGUGAAGCUAGUACAUCAUUAACCGCUAGCGAUAUGGUAGCCAUUUCUUAAAUUAUUUCAUUAUAUAAAGUAUUUAAACUAUUCAUGUAUUUGUACUAUGCAGUUUAUCAUCAGGAAAAGCUAAAAAAAAAAAAAGACUUAAAAAUCCAUUUUUUAAAGGCUUGGAACGCAUUAUUUCCUUUUCCAUGAACUGUAAGGGGAAAUAUCGAUUUGGUUUCCGAACAAAUCACUUCUCGAAAAGCCUUCUGGAACGGAUUGUGGUCGAGAACCGAGGUCGUACUGUAUUGGUGUUUCUUAGUGCUUCUUACUGUGUAGCGUAGAUUAUAGUGACAUUGCUUGAUUACUGUACUUAGUUACUUUUGCAGUUACCGGGCGGGCGUUGCACAGUCUCAAAUAAAAGGCCUCACCACAUUGAAACCGUUUGUUCUGGUCUGCUCUGUUCGAGGAUCAGAUGGUGCCGUUGUCUUUUAUUUCACUUGCACGCAGAUUCACUGUCAUGGCAACCAUCGGCGUAGCAACCUCGCCUUCCCCAUAAGACAGCUGUCAGGAGAAAGAUGACGGGAUCGGAUAGAACACGGCAGCCCCCCCGUCGGCUUUGAAAGAGCUCAACCGAGGAACAAUGCAUCAAAGCGCCGCAACAACUUGGAUUCCGUUCCUUUGAAGAAGGCUAAAAGAUCAGCGUCUCCUGGGAAAUAAGAAGCCGGUCGAUCACAUUUGAAUGACGGCGGAUGAUGACGGGCGGCGUUUCUCUACCGCGUGAGGACCGCGAUUGCGGGCGUUUCCGGCCCGACGCCUUCGACCCGUCUCGAUGCGGCGCCCGCCUGCGGCCACGUCCUGCGCCGGCAGAUGCUUCGCAAGAGCGGGAAUUGGGUGACGAUGCGCAAGUCUUGUCCGAGGUGGACUCAAGCGCCAGCAGUGAUGACGUCAGAGAUGCUUGGCCCUACGAGUGGAGUCUCGUCCGGAGUUUGAGUCCUGAGUGGGAACUUGAUACCUGUGACACUGACACACAAUCUAGCGCUACAAAUAAUCCAGACGGUCCGCAGGGGAGCGUCUCCCCGAGUCCAGAAACUACUUGCGCGGCCCUUGGAGAUAUGACCCGGAUGGACUCUCCUCCUCUUCGCAGUGUUGGGAGUCCUUGGAUGGACGAGAGGACAGGCAGGGGCAGAUCCCGAACUUCAGUUUCAGAGUCCAGAGGUGUCAGGGAACAAGAGAGUGGCUACUUCUCUCGUGAUCGAAGAAAUGACGGCAAACAUCCGAUGGAGGGCACCAACAAAAGCUCUUAUCGUCAUUACGAGAGGGGUCACCCGCUCCCCACCAACUAUGUUCCUGAGCCCAAAGCCACGGUACCGUACAGGAACGUCAAUCUCGGUAUUCCGUCCCAGAGAAGAAACCCCGAAACUUACAUGCAGGACACUUGGAGAAGUGAAUCCCCUCAGAGAUAUUCCUACCACUCCAAUUUUAGAAGGGGGACUGAGUCCUUGAGGAAUUCCCCAACGCGCCACAGUUCCGUCAGCCCGGUGAGACACAAGAGGUCGGACCACCGAAUCCGCACCCUCUCCAGAAGUGAGACUGGAUCUCACGGCUCUUCUCACCUUCCCUCACGUGGACCCUCUCAGCAUACAUCGAGCAGGUCCAGUCCGUCACGUAGACGGGGUUCCUUCGCCUCUCGGACGGCGUCACCGUCUCGACGAAUGCCUUCUCACAAGCGCACGGACUCCUUCUUUUCACAAAGCGGAAGCUAUGACGCACAGAGAGGAUGCAGCCGAGAUUCGAAAAGCCAAUCGCAAGCUUCCAACAAGCAUAGUUUGGAUUCUGAAAGACUCUACAGGAAUCUGGAGUACAUCUCCCGCCACGCCUCGUCCUCCCAAAGCGCUUCUCGGACCAGAGAAGUGUCUCCAUCCGGAAACGGAGCACACAGACCAGAGUCCAGAGACAGCAGACGGAGCCCCUCGCCGGGCUCCUGGCGGGGAUCCUCCCAGUCUGUACUCAGCAUCCCCAUCUCGUCCGGGUCUCCUUCUUCGGGGCAUGCCGCGGAUCUCCGGGGCCCCGACGCCGCGUCACCGCCGCGCGUUGCGACCGUGGAAACGGAAGCGUUCACAUGCAAGGAUACUACGAUCGGUUUUGAUAGAAGCAGGAGUUGUGUGAGGAGAGGCAUGGAGGCCUUGCUCCUUCCUGAACCCGAGAGGGCUGCACGAGCGCAGGAGGAGGUGGGGAUGACGAUGGAAGACUACAUCGUACUCGCAGACAUUCCGACAAUCCAGGUGGAGUCCGAGGAAGACUUUCCCGGUCCGAGGAGGAGAGACCAGAGUCCCAGUCCUUGUAGGGACCAAAGAUUCCGGACCCAAAAUCAUCAACCUCAGGCCGACUUCUCCAGUUGCAAGCUUGAGUUGGAUGACAGAGGCAGAGGCAGAGAACGAGGGAGAGACAGGAGAGAGAAGAAGGACUCGGAAAAUGCUCCAUUAUCGCGAAGACCGUCGACAGCGUCCCUCCCGUUUCAGAGUUCAGACAAGCCAAGCGGGGAGCAUAAAAGUGCAAAAGUGACGGAGCGAGGGCUUCCCGACUGUCCACAGACAAAGGUGAAGCGCCUGCAUCUGCAUGCCGCCGCUUUGAAGGGGUGGAUGUCUCGACUGGAUGAGAACGACAAGUGGAGCGAGCACUGGUUUGUUCUGAGUGGCGCGUCGCUAAAGUAUUACACGGACCCCGAGGCUGAGGAGUCAGAUCAUGCGGACGGCGAGAUCGACCUGACCACUUGUUUCGCCGUGUCAGACUGGGACGUGGAAAACGACUCCGGCCUCCGGAUCCAAACAAAGAGGGCAGUGUUCACUCUCUCUGCAGUGACCUCUGGAUUGCGGCGGAACUGGGUGACGUCGCUGAGGCAGGCCAUCGAGAACAACAAGCACCAAUCAGAAGGCGCCAGCGAGAAAGAGGAGCCCCUCUCCCGCGGCCCGUCGUCACGCCAACCAGCCGCUGGCUUCACCCGCUCCGACUUUGAGCCCGCGCGUUCCGAAGGCCGACACCCGGCGGCGCCCGCGGAGGUGAGCUCGGGCCCGGACGGAAAGGACGAACGGGAAGAGGGUCGGGACCGCGAUUGGGCGAAGCGACUGGAGGAGAGGAACAAAUGGUUUGAGGACGCUGUGCCCUUCGGCGAGAUGGGCAGCAGGUGGGACUGCGUAGAGUUGAAGAGGGGGAGCGUCGCCGUGCCUGUCAUUGACGCCACCGACUCAGAGGUCAGCAGGAAGUGGACAGAAUUCGAGAGGCUGUCAUUUAGGGACGUGAGCCCAGAGUCACUCGGCAGAGCCCAGGCCUAUCAAACCAUCUCCGAUUCCCACGUUGGCACCCAGAUCCGUCAGUCAAGCCCUGACGAGGACGGAGCGUUUGUCACCCGUUCACCAACCGGCGCCGCAAAGGACGUCGCCGCAACUGUCAACGGGGCGCCCGCUGCGCUAAUAAACACGGCCAAAACCCUUCCAAAGGAGGCUUUGUCCCUUAAAAAGCAAAUGGAGAGCGUUGAGCGAGAGUGCGCACCCGUGGCGAUAAAAGCGGACAGCCCGUGCGGACCCGGGGCCCCCCGCCGGGCCCGGCUCGAGGCCAUGGAAGCGGCCCAUCGGAAAGAAGUGCUGGAGCUGCGGGAGAGACACGAGCGGGAGAUCAGCCGGUUGGAGGGACAAAGAGACGAGAUGCUGGAGGAGGAGCGGCGAUCUUUUGCUAAAGUUCUCGAGGCGCUGAGAGCAGGCCACAGAGAAGAGCUGCAGAAGGCCAGAAGCCCGCCUGGGGGGGAACCGCACACGGAAGCGUCUCAUCCGGCGCAUAUGCCGCCGGUUGACACGUGCCGCCGCCAUUUGGACGCCUUAUCUGAACGUUUCUCCGAGAAAUGCCGGCAGUUGACCCUCGCUGAGCGGAGCGGCCGAAGAAAAGAAAGUGAUCUCGAAUGCAAAGAGAGAGAGUUGAGACAGCUUUGGAGAGAGAACCAGGAGCUUAAAGCCAAGCUGGCAGAAGAGAUUAGCCGCAUGCGUUAUUUCAUCACGGGACAGAGGCCAGACGCGCUUUACCUCGGCGACGUGGCGUCAGAAGUUGAGACGCUGCUAAGAGCCAAAGAAAAUGAGGUCCAGUCUCUCAAGAAGGAGCUCAGCUGCUUACAGAGUCAAGUCCAGUCCCUCACCGAGGAGAAGGAGGCAGCGUAUGAGCGCUACAAGGAGGUUUACGUCGAGUUAAGUGACUUGAAGGGCCGAAGCAGGUUGGAGAUGGUUUCUCUCAGCGAACAUUUGAGAUUGGUUAACGCCGCACGACGGGAGAGCGCAGGGGGGAGCCUGUGACCAAUGAAGAAAACGA